This is a messenger RNA of Ipomoea nil (Japanese morning glory), 411 nucleotides long. RefSeq lists its product as uncharacterized. The coding region runs from base 1 to 411 and encodes 136 amino acids. The transcript is spliced from 2 exons. Lineage: Eukaryota; Viridiplantae; Streptophyta; Magnoliopsida; Solanales; Convolvulaceae. The record is from RefSeq and is a predicted model, not a curated record.
AUGGGGCGUGACUAUAAUAUAGUAAAUCAUUUAUUGUCAAAAUUGUCUGCCACUUUCAAUGUGAGGGAUCUUGGUGAACCUGACUUGUAUGAUGAUCCUACGCAGUACAUGAGCCUAGUUGGAGCUUUACAGUAUCUCACCAUCACGCAAUCAGAUUUAUCCUUUGCAGUCAAUCAGCUUUGCCAACAUAUGCAUGCUCCUACAGUCUCACAUUGGGAGCAACUGAAGCGUGUGUUGAGGUAUGUAAAAGGAACAACUUCUUUUAGUUUACGGAUUCGAAAGUCAGAGUCAACAGAACUUCAUGCCUUCUCUGAUUCUGAUUGGGUUGACUGUCCUGAAGAUCGUAAAUCUACUAGUGGUUAUGUUGUGUUUCUUGGAUCGAAUCUUGUGUCUUGGGUUUGCAAGAAGUAA